AUGACGAACCCAUUUCCCCACGCUGACCACCUGACUAACGAGGAAGUGGACUACGAAUUAGUUAUUCGGGGUAAGGCAGAGGAGACGAAAUGCGACCCGGAGGUCAAAUAUAGAUUGCUUCGUAAUUUGUUUCACGAAGAUGUACGUGAGAAUCGUGACUAUCCGUCCCCGUACACUAUAGAUCAGGAAUACGACUACAUUAUGGGAAGGGUUGAAACUGUGAGUAGGAAGUUGGAUAAUGGCCCUGAUGAACGGGUCAUUUCUCGUCUGAAGCAUUAUCUUCUCAGGGUUAUGAGAUGUCAGACUCCCGAUCUGCCAUCCGAACAAAUGCGGAGGGAGCUUGCAAACCAUAUACGUAGCAUUUUGAACAGGUCUAGUGGGCGGAAAGGGCCCGACGAAAAACAAAGUAGGGCGUUGGCAGCAGAUUCUCGAAGAGAAUCAUUGGGUAAGGAGGGGGUUGAAGAAGGCGAGGCUGGGGCGGUUGGAGGUCAAAGUAUAGAUGAUUCGGUUGAGGAGAAUAACGAUAUCGGCAGUCCAGUGUCCAACCAAGGGCAGGCACUGGAGGGAGGGGUAAGUGAUCAGAGCAAGGUAUUGUUGGACCGAAUCGCCCAGCUCGAGAGAGAGCUGUUAAAAUCUCAUCUAGCAGAUCGACCCAGAGCUAGUAAUAUUCUGGCUGGAAACGGCACAAAUGGCGGAACAUUCGAUUGGCGUUCUUCUGGGAACGGGAAUACUCGUAGGAAUGCGACGAGCCAGUUGGAAGUUAACCGCCAAAAUUUCCACCGAGAAGGGAGGGCUGGAGAGAUAACCAUGCGAUCGGAUUAUCCGCCGGAACCCCGUUACGAUGAGCGGUCUCGCAACGAAGGCUACAACUUGAGGGAUCAAUAUCAAGGGGACCGACGUAGAAGCAGCCAACCGUUGACGAUAACAAACGAUUAUCCCAGACUUCAUUUCGGGAGGAGCUAUUAUGAGCGAGAUGAAGCACAACGACGAAAUAAUUUGCCAGAUUAUCCGAGGGGGUACGAGGGAGAAAGAAUCCGACCGAGUCAGGGUUUUCGCAAUUCGGGUAACUUCUGGGAACGUAGUUCCGGUCUUAGCUCCGACGACGAAGAGGGCCCUGAUGUAUUUCAUCGCCAAUUUCGGCAACGUAGGCACCGACGAAUCAGCGAUGCGGAGAUUCAGAACGCAGAUCGUCGCAUGGAAAAGUGGCACUUGACCUUCAGCGGGGAUGCCCGUCAACGCUCGCUGGAAGAUUUUUUGCAUAAAAUCCGCCGACUAGCCACGAUGGAUCGAAUUGCAGAUGAUGUAUUGCUGCAAAGAGUCCACACGAUCCUUAGAGGGGAAGCUUACGACUGGUAUCUAUGUUAUUCGGACGAGUUCCUCAAUUGGGAGGACUUCGAAGAAAAAAUACGAUAUAUGUACGGCAACCCUAAUAAAGAUCAAGGAAAUCGGCAGAGGAUUUACGAGCGCAAGCAACUUCGCCAGGAGACGUUCCUUUCUUUCAAAAUGGAAAUCGAACGACUAAAUAAGUUGUUGACCAGGCCGUUGGACCAAGAAAGACUGUUCGAAGUGAUAUGGGACAACAUGCGUCCCCAUUAUCGGUCCAAGCUGGCCUGCCGAACCGUGAGGGACCUUCGGAAGUUGGAGUACUAUGCCUACCGCAUCGAUGCUCAUGAUCCAGCGUACCGCCAUGCUCGGGACGGACCAUCUCGACCGGCGAACGUUCAUCGAAUCGAAGUCGAAGAAAAGGUUGAGGAUUCGUAUUCUUCUUAUUCGGAGCCGGAGGAGCUUAACGCCCUCGAUAGGAAGUACGACAGGGAUCGGAAAAGGCAUCAACCCGUAUCGCAACAAUCCAACCAGAUACCGGAGAGUGGAAAGGUUUGUGAGGUAAGAGUACAGACAGAAAGUUGUCCGCACGUCACCGUGCAGAUUUUCGACAACAACUACGACGCCCUUUUAGAUUCCGGGGCAAGCGUUAGCGUCACCAAUAUUCCGGACAUUGCGGAACGAAAUGGUUUAGCCUUGCAACCGAGUCCGCUGAAAAUCGUAACUGCGGAUAAGACUGUACACGAGAGCCUAGGUUACGUUCAGCUGCCAAUUAGGUUUCGGGGAGUGACGAAAAUUCUUCCGACGUUGGUAGUUCCUCAAGUGUCGCGGGCUUUGAUCCUUGGAUAUGACUUUUGGAAGAGAUUUGGAAUUCAACCGAUGGUCUUAGGGGAGAAUGGUUUCGAACAAGUCAAUAUCGCUGAAUCUACUGGUCAACCAAGCCCUGAGAUGGAUACAUUGCAGGUGUCGAUAUUACCGAUCGCCACACUUCCGGCAUUGAAGCAAAUCGAACCAGACGAAACUCUAGAUAUUCCAGCUUUGGAGUUACCAGAGGCAUCCAAGACGACCCCCGAGACGGUCGAAACCGAGCACGAAUUGACAACGGAGGAACGUAAACAACUAGCUGAGGUAAUUAGAUUGUUUCCAUGUACAACUGAAAAUCGACUGGGAAGGACCACGCUAUUGCAGCACGAAAUCGUUUUACGUGAGGAGGCCAAACCUACGCGCACGCCAUUGUAUCGCUGUUCCCCGGCUGUGCAGGCCGAGAUGGAGGCUGAACUUGAGAGGUAUAAACGGAUGGACGCUAUCGAGGAGUGUACUAGCGAGUGGGCCAGCGCUCUAGUUCCCGUUCGGAAAGCAAACGGAAAGCUUAGAGUAUGUCUCGACUCGCGACGUAUCAAUGCCUGGACCAAAAAGGAUUCCUAUCCAAUGCGGAAUAUGGGAGGGAUUUUCCAUCGUCUGGGAAAGGCCAAGUACUACUCCGUUGUAGAUCUGAAGGAUGCGUAUUUCCAAAUUCCGUUGAAAAUGGAAUGCCGGGAUUAUACCGCCUUCAGAACGCCCCAGGGUUUAUUCCGAUUUAAGGUCUGCCCAUUUGGGCUCACGAAUGCGCCGUUUACUAUGUGUAGGUUGAUGGAUCGCGUGAUUGGGUUCGAUCUCGAGCCCAAUGUCUUCGUCUACCUGGAUGACAUUGUUAUUGCCACAGAGACAUUAGCAGAGCAUAUGCGGUUACUGCGGAUUGUAGCGGAUCGAUUAUCUAAAGCGAACCUCACCAUCUCCCUGGAUAAAAGCCGUUUUUGCAGAAAGCAGGUGACCUACCUGGGAUACCUACUUACGGAGGAAGGCGUGUCGAUCGAUAAUAGCCGGAUCUCGCCGAUCCUGGACUAUGCACGGCCCCGAAAUGUAAAGGACAUUCGUCGGCUGUUAGGCCUUGCCGGCUUUUAUCAACGAUUCAUCCGGGACUAUAGCCGAAUCGUCGCGCCGAUAUCGGAUUUGCUUAAGAAAUCUAGGGUCAAAUUCCAAUGGACAGAAGCGGCUGAAGCAGCAUUUGGAGAGUUGAGGGCUGCAUUGGUAUCUGCGCCUAUACUAGGAAACCCCAACUUUGCACUGCCAUUUUCCAUCGCGUCAGACGCUUCUGACAAUGCGGUUGGAGCAGCCCUAGUCCAACAACAGGACGGCGAACAGAAGGUCAUAGCUUAUUUUAGCAAAAAGCUGAGCAGUACCCAGCGAAAGUAUGCCAGCGUUGAGAAGGAGUGUUUGGGAGUGUUGUUGGCCAUAGAGCACUUUCGACACUACGUAGAGGGGAUGCGGUUUAAGGUAGUUACGGAUGCCCGCAGCUUACUGUGGCUCUUCACCAUUGGCGUGGAGUCCGGUAAUGCGAAGCUAUUGCGAUGGGCUCUUAAAAUCCAGUCGUAUAACAUCGAGCUGGAAUACCGGAAAGGGAGGAGCAAUAUCCUGGCUGACUGUCUGUCGCGGUCGAUAGAAACAGUCUCCGUGCAGGUCAAGGACGGCGAUCACCGAGAACUUAUGGCUAGAAUCGGAAAAGAACCAGCAAAGUUUCCUGACUUUCGCAUGGUGGGAGGCCAAAUCCUUAAGCUCGUGAAAGCGGAUGGGAAAGUAGAGGAUGCCCGUUUUCAAUGGAAACAUUACCCUCCGAAGUCAGAACGAGCUGAUAUUGUACGCACCACCCACGAGAGGGCGCACCUCGGACCGGAGAAAACGUUGGCCAGCAUAAGGGAGCGAUAUUAUUGGCCGCUGAUGAGUAGCGAGGUGAAACGGUUCUGUCAGCGCUGCUUGACCUGUCAAAUGAGCAAAGCGACGAACCAGAACACGACCCCUCCGAUGGCCGGACAGAAAAAAAUGGCCCAAUAUCCUUGGCAGUUUCUCGCGAUGGACUAUGUAGGUCCACUCCCAGCAUCGGGAAAGGGCAGGAGCACCUGCUUGCUGGUGGUUACGGAUCUUUUCAGCAAGUUUGUUAUCGUUCAGCCCUUUCGACAAGCAACAGCAGAAUCUUUAGUUAGCUUCGUAGAGAAUUCACUGUUUCUGCUGUUUGGCGUUCCGGAAGUAAUCCUGUCCGACAAUGGAACGCAGUUUGUUUCCCAGUCCUUCCAAAAUCUUUUGACCAGGUAUCACGUCACCCACUGGAGAACGCCAAACUAUCACCCACAGAUUAAUGAUACCGAAAGGGUAAACCGAGUAAUCACGACCGCCAUUCGUGCCUGCAUUCGGAAGGAUCACCGAGAAUGGACGAACAAUCUGCAGCAGAUAGCCGACGCGGUUCGAAAUUCUGUUCAUGAUGCCACUCGUCACACCCCAUACUUUGUCAUGUUUGGAAGGAACCGGAUUUCCGAUGGUCGGGAAUAUCGCCAGCUUAGAGAUUCUCCCACCAGUAACGACGGACUGCUGGGAAAUGAGGAACAAAAGAAGCUGUUAGCCGACGUCCGGAAAAACCUCCAGACCGCCUAUGAGAAGCAUUCGUCCUACUACAACCUUCGGUCGAAUGCCUAUUGCGCCACCUACUCUGUGGGAGAGCGGGUCCUUAAGAAGAACACGGAGCAAUCGGACAAGGGGAAAGGUUUUUGCGCUAAGCUAGCACCGAAAUAUGUGCCUGCAAUAGUUAGAAGGGUAGUGGGAGCGCAUUGCUACGACCUCGAGGAUUUAGGUGGGAGGCGAAUGGGGAUAUUCCAUUGUAAAUUUCUGAAAAAGCUCGCCCCACCAAAUACCUCUCUCUCUCCCAAUUAA
Molecule: messenger RNA, 5061 nt
Organism: Topomyia yanbarensis
Lineage: Eukaryota; Metazoa; Arthropoda; Insecta; Diptera; Culicidae
Exons: 2
Coding region: 1-5061 (1686 amino acids)
Biological process (GO): DNA integration
Molecular function (GO): nucleic acid binding
Source: RefSeq, a predicted model, not a curated record